CUGCAGGUUUGUUUUUUUUCCAGAAAACUUUCUACUAGUAAUAUUCAUUUUUAAUUUGAGAUUUUACCUCGCUUACCUCUGUUAGAUGACACAUGGGAAUGAAUGCUCCCAGAGACUGUAUUGAAUGGGGAAGUCGACUGAGGGGGUAAUGCCCUUCUCUCAUCUUGGUGCUACUUCUCUCUUACUGGAUUCUUUCUGACAGCUGCCACUGGGCAGCCUUGGCCAGGAGAUAAAGACAUCUUUUGGAUGUCAGAGAUUUAUGACUUUAUAUUUUUAAUAAUUUUUUUUAAAGUUUUGUCUUUGGAAACUGUAACUUCCUAUAUCAAAUACUAAAUUCUUAAAAAGAAUUGGAAAGUCAGUUAUUUAGAAUUUAGAGGUAACUGUGCAUUUAAGGACAUAUUAUAUCGUUAAGUAAUUUUUCAUAGGUAAUUUGCCUUUUUCAUUCUCAUUCUCUCAUGACUGUAUAGUGGAUUUUUCUCACGUCUCUGUGACAUAGUGACAUUCUCUGAUGGUUAAUGGAGUGUGUGCUUAUAUUUUUUAUGUUUUCUAGAAUUUUGUAAAUUGGUAGGUAUUGGCAGAAUUGGCGAAAAAAUUUAACUUAUCUUUAAAAUUUUCUAUUUAGAAGUCCACAGACAAACUUUUGAGAUGCUAUAACUCUAAAGAAAAUACAAUUUUCUGCUGUUGUAGAAGAGAGAAUAACAGUUUUGAUAUAGAACCUUUAUGAAAGAGCAAGAAUGGCAGAAAGCAAAUAAUUUUGGGUGGAGAUAUAAGAAUUUUUUACGAUUCAGGGUCCCCUCUCAGUGAAUAAUGGGGUAAGUGUUGGAGGAUUUGCUACUACGUUUAUAAUCAGAUCUACCUUAAUAUUACCACUUUGCAAAUCAUUCUGCAUUGAAAUAGAGUUAAAUUGUGCUUACUAUAACUCCAGCCGUUUUUUUAGGCACUGAGUUUGCCCUCAAUUCCUGGAAGAGGGGAAAAAGACUCUCUCACUACAAUUAUUACACAAGAUCUGUGUUGUUAUAUUAGGAAUUUUGUCAUGGAGAAUAAUUUUGAUUUUUUUUUGAGGCGGCACAGAUGGACUUUAUAUCCAUGAUAGAGACAUGAAACAUGUUACUCACAAGAGUUAUCUUUUAAGUGAAUUUCAGAGUUUACUUCCUAGGACAUUGAUGAGAAUCCAGCUUCAUAAUGACAGAAAGCUUUGUUCAGUUUUGCACUUGCACUACACUGUGCUCGUUCCCUGGAGCCUAAGGGAACAUGAUGGCACCAGAGGCCACUGAGUUGAAAAACACCUCUUGGAUUCCACCUUGAUGCCUACAGGGAGCAUGGAUAUACAAGUCCAAGGAUGCUAUAGGUAUGAUGAUGUCAAACGUGAUGCUGAUGGUACAGUCACAGACACGGCCCCUGCUGGCGCAGCCUCUCUGAUUCUCCCUCUCCCCGCGCUGGGCUUUUUCAGACAAGUGCAUCUCCUAACCAGGUCACAUUUCAGCCGCGACCCACUAUCCAUCCGUCUGUCACCGGAGUCAGACCGAAGGAGAAGGGCUGAGGAAGACGACAGCGUUUGCUUUGCCAACUGUGGCGUGGGAGGAAGGACAUUAAAAUACUGCAGAAGUCAAGACCCCCCAGGUCGAACCCAGACCAGGAUGCAUGCCCCAGGCUGCGGACCGCUGGCACUGCCGCUGCUGCUCCUCGCCGCGGCCGCCCUGGCUGAAGGCGACGCCAAAGGGCUCAAAGAGAGCGAGACCCCCGGCAAUUUCAUGGAGGACGAGCAAUGGCUGUCGUCCAUCUCUCAGUACAGCGGCAAGAUCAAGCACUGGAACCGCUUCCGAGAUGAGGUGGAGGAUGACUACAUCAAGAGCUGGGAGGAUAAUCAGCAAGGAGAUGAAGCCCUAGACACCACCAAGGACCCCUGCCAGAAGGUGAAGUGCAGCCAUCACAAAGUGUGCAUUGCCCAGGGUUACCAGCGGGCCAUGUGCAUCAGCCGCAAGAAGCUGGAGCACAGGAUCAAGCAGCCUGCCCUGAAACUCCAUGGAAACAGGGACACCAUCUGCAAGCCCUGUCACAUGGCCCAGCUGGCCUCGGUCUGUGGCUCUGAUGGCCAUACUUACAGCUCCACGUGUAAGCUGGAGCAGCAGGCGUGCCUGAGCAGCAAGCAGCUGAUGGUGAAAUGUGAGGGCCCCUGCCCCUGCCCCACAGAACAGACUGUCACCUCCACCACCGAUGGCAAACCAGAGACCUGCACAGGUCAGGACCUGGCUGACCUGGGGGAUCGGCUGCGGGACUGGUUCCAGCUCCUCCAUGAGAACUCCAAGCAGAACGGCUCAACCAGCAGUGGAGCCAGCCCAGCCAGUGGCCUGGACAAGAGCCUGGGGGCCAGCUGCAAAGACUCUAUUGGCUGGAUGUUCUCCAAGCUGGACACCAGUGCCGAUCUCUUCCUGGACCAGACAGAGCUGGCCGCCAUCAAUCUGGACAAGUACGAGGUCUGCAUCCGCCCUUUCUUCAACUCCUGUGACACCUACAAGGACGGCCGUGUCUCCACCGCUGAGUGGUGCUUCUGCUUCUGGAGGGAGAAACCCCCCUGCCUGGUGGAGCUAGAGCGCAUCCAGAUCCAGGAGGCUGCUAAGAAGAAGCCAGGAGUCUUCAUCCCGAGCUGUGAUGAGGAUGGCUACUACCGGAAGAUGCAGUGUGACCAGAGCAGUGGUGACUGCUGGUGUGUGGACCAGCUGGGCCUGGAGCUGACCGGCACCCGCACACACGGGAGCCCUGACUGUGAUGACAUCGUGGGCUUCUCAGGGGACUUUGGGAGCGGAGUUGGCUGGGAGGACGAGGAGGAGAAGGAGACGGAGGAAGCGGGUGAGGAGGCUGAGGAGGAGGAGGGCGAGGCAGGCGAGGCGGACGACGGAGGCUACAUCUGGUAGACGGCCCUCGGGGGGCCAUGCCAGGCCAGGGGGCUGCAGCCGGGGGACGGGCCAGCAGAGACCUGGACAGAAGCAGGCAGCUUACGAAUGGAUUCAGAAAAUACAGUUGGAAGGACUCUGGCUCCAACAGGGAGGACUGGAAGUGUGAGUGUGCAUGGCACUUGUGUGACCAGGAGUGUGUGUGUGUGUGUGUGUGUGUGUGUGUGUGUAGGGAGCUCUGACAAAUGUGUCCUUGGUCCACACUGCCCUUAGCAGAGUGAGUCACUCAAGGGCCCCUUUGGCCUUCUUGUUGUUUUCUUUCCAUUUGUUGGUUUUAAAAUACACAUGUUCACACAUGUAUAUCCACUGCAAGGUGAAAAUUGAUUAAAUGAGAUGCCCCCCUAGCUACUUCCCCUAGCUGCAUCCAGGCCUGCCCUAAUACCCCUGUCCUGAUUUGCUACUCUCGGCCGGCCUUGCCUCUUCCUGCCCCUGCCUGCCCUUCUUCCUCCCUCUUCUGGGGUCAAUCUCUGGCCUGUGGGCACGUCUCUAUCUCUGAGAAGGGAGGGCAAGUAGCUGUCUGCUGGCUGGGGGCCCUCCCAAAGCUGGGCUGACUUGGUUGUGAAAGGCCCACCAGCCUCUGGUGAGAUGGCUGUGCACACCCACCACAGCAAGCUCUUUUCUUUUGCUGGACUCCCCAGCACUAGAGAAACUGUCCUAAUAUACACCAGUGUGACUGGCGAUGGCCAAGAGGGAGCUCGGGGCACAAGCUGAGAAGCAGGGCAAGGCCUUGCCACACCGCCUGUGGGUGGAGUGGGGUGUGGAGGAGAGUCUGCCAUUGCAAAUCUAGGUAGAGCUCUUAGGGGUGGAGGCAGGGCACCCUUGAAUACCAGACCAGGAACAGUCUAGCCUCUUUCUGUGGGUCUCAGGUAGGGCUGUUCCCUUGGAGGCAGUGGGUAGUUAUGCAGGUGAGCUCUGCCUGGCCACAUGGGGUGCCGCACCUGCCCGUCUCCCCUGCUGGAGUCCUCUGGUCCACUCUGGGAGCCUGAGCAUUCAGCAGCAGGUAAAGAACCUGGGCCUUGACUAGGGUGUGCGUGUGCGCCCACCUCCUCCCUGACCCCUUAAUAAGUGCUCCAGUGCUUAAUAAAUGCUCCACCCAGGCCUAUGGAAAUGGUUGUCCCUUAGACUCUGUAGAGGAGGAACAGUGGAAACCUGAAACCUUCCUGACCUCGGAGACGUGACCUUUCUCCAUCUCUCCUCCAGGGGAGGCACUUUUGUGCCAUGGGCCAUUUCCAACCACACUCCCCUCAGCCGCUGGGGUUUUCUUUGUCCCUUCUGAGGGUCCCCUAGGGCUACUGUAGUGGAGGGGCUUCUCUAAGCUCUGAAGUAUUCUGGAGUUGUGAAAAGUCAGAGGGGAUAGGACUGGGGCAGCCAGCCCCUGAGGCCACACCUCACUGUUCCCCAAAUCUUUACCAGGCGGAAGCUGGUGUAGGUGAAAAGGUACCCAUGCUCUCCUACCCCCACCCCAAUCUGUCCAGUUCUCCCUGUUGAAGCAAAUACCUUAACAGCACUGGUGAAGCAUUUCUUACACAGACGCAGGCCACAGCUGCCCUUUGGCACAUGCUGAGUUCAGUGUGAGUGUGUGUAUGUGUGUGUGUGUGUGUGAGUGUUUGCACGUGCACUUGAGUGUGAGCCUAAGGUCCAUCCCUGGGGGCCUAGGAUGGUUGGAGGGGCACUCUGCAUUGGCAGAGUUUGGGGUCCACAUGGCGAGGUUCCUGUGAGAGGCUCCGGCCUAGCUCUCCCCGGCUUCUGCAGCAUCCGCUGUUCUGUUGAACUUUGUGGAAGAACCUCGCCUAGUCCGCCCCUUAACUCCACUCUGGAAUCCACAGCUUCCAAUUCCUCUCUUGGAGGAACUAAUGAAACUCCAGUUAGCUCCAUAAACUGCUUCUCAUUCUGCAGCACAAUUCUGACCAUUAAGGUGACGCGCUGUCCCAGAUCCCCCGUGUCCCGCCUCCCCACGCUCCCCUUCCCUGUCUUCCCGCCUCCUCCCUCUGGUCUCCGGCUCAGUUCAGUUCAGUUCAGGGAAAUGUCGUUCAUGUCAGCCCUCUGCUCUCUGAGCAGCCGCUUCUCUCACUCGGAGCUAACUUGAAACUCCCUGCUCUUGCUAGGAUUGAAAUCUGUCUCUUCCCUCUGCCCCAGCUCAGACUUCUGGAAUGUCCUCCUGGGGCGGCAGCUGAGGAUCCUGGGGCGUUCCGGGGUGGGAGGACAGGGAGGAAGGGGCACCCCUCUCCUCUCACUGUUACCCUCCUCUCCCAGGGGUGCACGUUUUUACGACCUUGUAAAUAUGUUGUAGAAAGAAAGCAAAAGGCCUUGAAGUGGACCCUGGUGGGACUCGGCUCCAGCCUUGCCCUGCCUCUGAAGCCCCCACGUUGCUUUUCAUCCCACUCUUUGAGACAGAGGUUCCCCCAAACCAGACAAAGCAGCUUGUACCCAGCAGGCCGAAGGCCUCCAAGCAACUUCUCAUCAGAGAAGCAGCAGGCUUCCUCGUGAGCAAGGCUGCAGGGUGGUCCUUCCUCAGCUCCUCAGAUCUGUGCCCUUCACUAAGUUGCCUGCCACCCAGGCCCUCCCAUGCCCCUCUACUUAGAUGUCCUCUCUCCAUCCUGCCCCCGUUCCCCUGGCUUAGGCAGGCAGCCAAAUUAGGGCUGCAUUGAAAAGAGCUCAACCAAAAAUUUAAAAGAACAGUUUCUUGCCUGGCUCUGGAGCUGCCCAAGGCCUCCUUACCCAUGGGUGCUGGGAGAGAUGGGUGUGUCUGAGAUGGGGCAGGUUGGAGUUGGAGAGAACAAAUGUGCCUUGAGAGACCACUCAGAGAGGGUCCAGGGGUGAUGGGGGAGGAGAUGUGGUAUGGAGCUCAGGAAGGAAGGAGAGGGAGGUGAUGCUAAUGAGAGGGAUGGGGCGUCCGUCAUGACUGCUGGGGCUGUGACCACAUGGAGUCAGUGGUCAUCCUUCCCUCCUCAUGCCAGCCUGCCUGGUUUUAGUGGGCAGGCCACCUACUCAGCCUUUCAUGAGCUCCAUCUGCUUCCAAUUCACCUAUGAGUGGGUGAGUUCAUUGGGAUCAACAUGGGAACCCUCCAUUUCACCAAAGCCUCACCUUCAGCCCUUGGGGAGAAUGAAUGGCUAAUCCAUUGACACCUGGCAUCAUCAUGAGGCUGUGGGCUGGCAGGGAUCGAAGGGAAGAGCCACUGGGGGUGCAAAAGGGGACUCGAGGCAUCCCAAGGAAGUCCCAAACAGAGCAAACUGCUUUAUAGCCUGAAGCUACUUAAACUGUGUCAUGUGCAAUAACUGAGCUUAGAGUUAAGAAUUGUGUUCAAGUACUUGGAUUUCCGUCUGUAUAUUUUAAGUGCUGAAAUUGUAUCUCUCAGUAAUUUUAGAUGUCUUUAAAAAAAAAUCGAAAAAGUGUUAGACCGUGUGUGUGCAUUGAUGGGCACUCAAGCGUCCCAUGGAUCACCCCACCCUCUCCCUUUACCCUGUGCCCCCCACCCCUCACACCCCUCACACCCCAGCCCCCGCCUCCACUUGGGGACCCUGCCUCCUGUUGUCUUUAUCUGCCUAUUACUCAGCCUAAGGAAACCAGUACACUCCACACAUGCAUAAAGGAAAUCAAAUGUUAUUUUUAAGAAAAUGGAAAAUAAAAACUUUAUAAACACCA
Messenger RNA from Pteropus alecto (black flying fox), 6594 nucleotides. It is a transcript of the gene SPOCK2, whose product is annotated as SPARC (osteonectin), cwcv and kazal like domains proteoglycan 2. Bases 1305 to 2912 code for a protein of 535 amino acids. The record is from RefSeq and is a predicted model, not a curated record. NCBI's taxonomy places the organism in Eukaryota, Metazoa, Chordata, Mammalia, Chiroptera, Pteropodidae. Gene Ontology annotation, molecular function: protein binding; calcium ion binding. The transcript has 12 exons.